Molecule: messenger RNA, 1056 nt
Organism: Hansenula ciferrii
Lineage: Eukaryota; Fungi; Ascomycota; Saccharomycetes; Phaffomycetales; Wickerhamomycetaceae
Product: Chromosomal replication initiator protein dnaA
Exons: 1
Coding region: 1-1056 (351 amino acids)
Source: RefSeq, a predicted model, not a curated record
AUGUUUAGAAACCAAGUGCACAGACUAACAUCUGUGAGAUUCAACUCAUCCACAUCUGCUGGUGAUAUCGAUGCAUUAUUAGAAAGGGUAAAGAAUUUAACAAAAGGUUUUGCAGAAACUAAAAAUUCAAAUCAAAUUAAUAGACCAAAACCAAAUUUAAGAGAAAAAUAUACUAAAAGAUCUAUAAAUCAUGGUGAAAUAACUCAAGCUAUGGAUGAUUUCUCUACAAAUCCAUCAAAUCAAAAUAAAAAUUUCAAUAAUAAUAAUAGAAGACAAUCUUAUCAAAGAAAUAAUUUUAAUUCAAAUAAUCAACAAUCAAAUAGAUUAACUCCAGAUGAAUUUAGAUCACAACAAAGAAAAAGUCUUACUACACCUCCAAGACCUGUAAAUAUAGAUAGACCAACUGAAAGAAUCAUUCGUGGUAGAACUGAAAGACCUGAAAGAUCUGAAAGAUCACCAAGAGUUCAAAGAGCUCCAAGAGAUUUCAAUGGUGAAAGAACUGAUUUCGCAAGAGGUGCUCCAAGAUCAGGUGCUCCAAGAGGUGGUCCAAGAGGUGGUCCAAGAAAUGGUCAAAGAAAUGGUCAAAGAGGUCCUGGUGGUUCAAAAGGUGGUGCAAGAGGUUCAAAGAAUGCUAAAAAUUUCAAACAAAGAAGAUCAACAGGUAAUGAUUUACCAGCUGUUAAUUUAAAUUUACAAAAUGUUGUUGAAGAUUAUAAAUUACAAGUACCAACUUUACAAGAAUUAUUGAAAACUUCACCAUUAUUAUCACAUGAUGAACAUUCAAGAAUUUUGAAAACAAUUCGUUCAUCAUUAAAUCAUAAUUCUGCUUCACAUUUUAAUGCUAAUACAGUUUUUAAAGGUGAUUUACAAAAAAUUGAUUUAUCAAAAUUUGAAUCACAUUUAAAAAAUAAAAAUUUAAAAUUUAAUGCUUCAAUUGUUGCAAAUUCUCUUGAUAAGAAUAAUACUAUUGAUUAUGAAACUAAAUUGAAAAUAUUAGGUCCAUUAAUUGGUGCAGCUUCUGCAAAAGAUUUACCAUCACCAUCAAUUAAUUCAUAG